AUGCCACCCAAACGCCUUGUUUACGCCCAAAGUCUCCGUGAUGCCUUCACUGAAACCGACAGUUGUGCCGCUGUGGAGAAUUGGGCCACUGUCACUAUUUCUCGCCUCGAGCAACUCGUGCAGCGAGUGGCCGCGAAAAGAGCAUCUAUUCAACAAUCUCUCUACACUCGCGCUAAUGCGGAACACACACCGGAGGAAGUGGUGGCGUUAUUACAAGAAUAUCAAUCCAUUUGUCAUUGUGUUUUCAGUGAGGCGGAACUCAUCCGCACAGUGAUUGCCAUUCGAAUUCCGGAAUUAAAAGAAGAAGAUAAUUUGGGAGUUGUGGUUCAACAUGCGGUGUUAAAGAUGUUGGAUGAAUUACAAAAUAAAACGAUUGGUGGGGGUGGGGGAGAUAAGAAUAGUGGUGGAGGUGUGGCCUCCGCUGCGGGAAUGUAUUCUCUUCGGGAUUAUCUUUCCACUCGUGGUGGAUUGGAGGAUAAACUUCUUGGGAAAGCGGAGGAGAAUAAUAAAGAUAAGAGUAAAGAUAAUAAUAAUAAUAAUAAUAAUAAUAAUGAAGGAGAAAAGGCAAUGGGAAGUAAAAGUCCAUCAUUGGUGUUGGAGUUAAAACAAGUGGAUGCGGAUACUUUACUAAAGGUGGAAUUGGCCGGCACUCAAUUGACAUCUACACUACGGGCCUUUGUGAAUGCCUACGCACUCAACUGGAAGAAGUUGAUUCAACCACGGACGGGAAAUGAUCAUAUGGUGAGUUAA
Molecule: messenger RNA, 750 nt
Organism: Trypanosoma theileri
Lineage: Eukaryota; Euglenozoa; Kinetoplastea; Trypanosomatida; Trypanosomatidae
Product: proteasome activator protein PA26
Exons: 1
Coding region: 1-750 (249 amino acids)
Cellular component (GO): proteasome activator complex
Source: RefSeq, a predicted model, not a curated record